AUGCCUCCCCGCAACGACAUGCGGCUGCUGCGCGACGUGCUGGGCUAUUCCACCUCACCCCCAACUUCACCACGCCCCGGACCUUCUCCACGUCUGCCCUCUUCUUCGCCGGAAAUACCUCUCAGCAAACUGAAAGCUAACCAGCCAUCUCCUGAAGCUAAACGCAAGGCAACUACCGACCCUCCCAAUGCCUCCCCCAAGCGCAUAAAGCAGAGUCCCUCCACGCCCACGGCCGCCGAUGAGGCACCCGCACGCCCCGCCAAACGGAUAGUCCCGUUUCCCGAGAAGCCCGCUGUAAUCGAGGAGCGCGAGGGAGUCAUUGAGUUUAGAGUUGUCAACAAUGACGGGCGGAGGGAGAGCACCAUUAUAUUGACGGGUUUGAAAUGUAUCUUUCAGAAGCAGUUGCCCAAGAUGCCAAAGGACUAUAUUGCGCGCCUAGUCUACGACCGAACUCAUCUGAGCAUAGCCAUUGUAAAGCACCCGUUGGAGGUGGUAGGAGGCAUAACCUACCGCCCUUUCGACAAAGGCCAAUUCGCUGAAAUCGUCUUCUGUGCAAUCUCCUCUGACCAACAAGUCAAGGGCUACGGCGCACAUCUCAUGUCGCACCUGAAAGACUACGUCAAAGCCUCUUCGCAGGUCAUGCACUUUCUGACCUACGCCGACAACUACGCUAUUGGAUAUUUUAAGAAACAGGGCUUCACCAAGGAGAUUACAUUGGAGAAGUCGAAAUGGAUGGGUUACAUCAAAGACUACGAGGGCGGUACUAUCAUGCAGUGUAGCAUGGUGCCGAAGAUACGCUAUCUAGAGUCAGGCCGUAUGCUACUAAAGCAAAAAGAAUGCGCAAACGCGAAAAUAAUGGCCGUGAGUAAGAGUUACGAGGUACACGCGCCGCCCGCGCAAUGGGCAAAAGGCGAGAUAACCAAAAUCGAUCCCUUGACAAUCCCCGCCAUCAAGAACUCCGGCUGGUCCCCUGUCAUGGACGAACUCGCUCGUGCCCCACGCCACGGUCCAAACUACAACGCCCUCCUUCACCUCCUCAACGACAUGCAGAACAACAGCAACGCCUGGCCGUUCCAGCAACCCGUCAACAAAGACGAGGUCCUCGAUUACUACGACGUCAUCAAAGAACCCAUGGACCUCGCCACCAUGGAGGAAAAGCACGAAAAGGACCUCUACCCCACACCAGAGGACUUUAUUAGAGACGCAAAACUCAUCUUUGAUAACUGCCGCAAGUACAACAAUGAGAGUACGCGGUAUGCAAAGUCGGCCAAUCGCUUGGAGAGGUACAUGUGGCAGCGUAUACGUGAUAUACCGGAGUGGUCGCAUCUCGAAGGCGAGUUGACGGGCAAGUAAGCCGGCGGCGGCCUCUGUUUUUGUGCUUGUACGCUUGAUCAUGUUAUGCUUUCUUGACCAAAUUAUGAAAAGUAGCUGGCCUUUAUCCUCAUCGCAUUCUGUCUUUUUAGCGGCAUUGGGAAUGGCGUAUGGGUGUUGUGGGGCCGGGUGGGGUUUGGGUUUUUUACUGGGCAUUGUGUAUACCCUCUGUCGUAUGUAUUCAAUGCGUCCACGAGCUUUGAGCGAACAUCUAUAAGAAUGACGUCUAGAU
Messenger RNA from Pyrenophora tritici-repentis Pt-1C-BFP, 1603 nucleotides. Its product is annotated as Transcription factor involved in chromatin remodeling, contains bromodomain protein. Gene Ontology annotation, molecular function: protein binding; histone H3 acetyltransferase activity. NCBI's taxonomy places the organism in Eukaryota, Fungi, Ascomycota, Dothideomycetes, Pleosporales, Pleosporaceae. Gene Ontology annotation, biological process: positive regulation of transcription by RNA polymerase II; chromatin remodeling. The record is from RefSeq and is a predicted model, not a curated record. Gene Ontology annotation, cellular component: histone acetyltransferase complex.